Molecule: messenger RNA, 153 nt
Organism: Henningerozyma blattae CBS 6284
Lineage: Eukaryota; Fungi; Ascomycota; Saccharomycetes; Saccharomycetales; Saccharomycetaceae
Gene: TOM5
Product: Tom5p
Exons: 1
Coding region: 1-153 (50 amino acids)
Source: RefSeq, a predicted model, not a curated record
AUGUUUGGCUUACCACAACCAGAACCUACCGAAGAAGAAAGAAAAGCUCAAGAAGAACAAAGUUUUUUGGUUGUCAGAAACGCUGCAUGUGCCGCUGCCCUUCUUUGGUUCUCCCCUGUUGUCUGGAACUUUGUUAAAAGACAAUGGAAAUAG